UUCAGCCUCUCCCUUUCGACACGUCUUCGACAAUGCCUUCCCUUCCAAUUGUCCUUUGCACUCACCGUCCACGCCUGCACGCCCUCACCAUCGAGCCUCGAUGAUCCGUCAACGUCGCCGUGGUCGCCGUCUCUCGUUCUGCGACCGAUAACCUUCCCUUUCGACUUGUCAAUUCCGCCUCGACGGCUGCGGUUCUUCAUCCCUUUCGUGUCUAAGCAAUUUUGCCAGCACCGACCCCGACGUGCUCGCGUUCAUUCCUUUAGACCGUCGACGUCCAGCCUAUUUGACACGAUCGAUCACGCUCCUUAGUUCUUGUACCUUCGUGCACGCAUUUCUACAAUUCGCCGCGCAAGCCUUUGCAGGAUAUCUCCUCGUCGCCGCCUCAUUUCAAGGAACGAGUCUUCAAGUCGCCAAGAGCAGCUCUUUGGAUACUGUCUUUGUCUUCGCGAGCAAUUGGCUGGCCCAACAAUUCGAGGAAGAGGAUAGUCUGCAGCGGUCCUUUGUUGGAGAGACACGGGUAAUCCAAGGGUCAAAGAAAUCGCCAAAAAUAUAUGAUUCAAAGCCUUUGACCAUUCGACGUUGUCAAUUUGCAUACCCACGGGACAAAGGAAUCCCCCUCGAUCACAGGUUUCGACAACCGCUGAACCUGCUCUUGGGAUUAUAACUCCAUCAAACCAAACUGGCUUGACCGACCCUUCGAAGACGACGGAAGCCGAGGAAAUCGUCUGGGACGGUUCUUUCGAGUUACAGAUCAGGAUCAUUUGAUCCUAGCCGCUCUUUUUCAACAACUCUCCCACCAUAUACACUCGUUUCAUAAGAUCUGAAGAACUUUCCAGACGAGAACCUCCCACGACAUGAAGAUCUCAUCAAUUACUUUGUUUGCUGCGGUAGUGGCAGGAUCCUUUGCCGAAGCCGUCCCUGCCCAUCGCCGUGGAGCGGAUCUGAAGCCCAGGUACUAUUUUCCGAGGGUCGUGAAGAGGCAGGUCACAUUCGACAACUCGACCACGUCUAGCUCUACGGACUCGGGAUUGGGUAGCUUGAUAUCGUCGGUAUCUGAUGCGUUGUCCGGAGUCGCAUCACAAAUCUCGGACGAUUCGCCGACGUCAACACCAGCGAGCACCGACGCACAGACGACUGACACCGCCUCAACUGAUACCUCAACCGAUACCGCGACAGAUUCUGCAACCACUUCUACAGACACCGCUACGGCCUCAGCUACAGAUACAAGCGCUGCCACGAUUACGGACCCCUUCAGUAGUCCAUCUGCGACCGAUGUCCCGACCAGUAUCAACACGGAUACUACUUCUACUGGGACAGACACGGCCAGCAUCACAGAUACUGCCACUACAAGCUCAACGUCCGACGAGAGUGGAAUUACUCUCGGCCUUGGGUCCAUCUUUACGAGCGAUUCAUCCACAGACACUGCCACCAUUACUAGCACAACCGAUACGGCAGCUCUAGCAUCAAGCACUGCUGCAGCCGAGUCUGUUCUCUCGUCGGCGAGCGAUGCUGCAACUUCGAUCUUGUCCGUCGCGAGCUCGCUGCAGUCGGUUGCGGCCACAGCUUCGGGUACAGACAUCGCCUCGAUUUCCUCAGCCUUGUCCUCAGCUGCCUCCGCUGCAUCCUCAAUUGCAUCGGAUGUGAGCUCUGCAAAUUCCGUUAUCACUUCCGCGGCUGGCACUACAAGUUCGAGUCCAGCUGAUGUGACUUCGGAUCUCAGCUCUUUUAUCUCUGAUGUGACGUCGACGCCCCCAAUCACCUCGCCAACCACCACCGAGAGCAAUACAGAUACGGUGACGCCACCGCCUACCAGCCCGACGACGACGCCUACGGAUCCGCCAACGGACGGUCCCACUGGCAGCCCUACGACCACUCCUCCCACUGGACCAACCGACCCCCCUACAACAACACCGACUACGACACCGACUACUACUCCAACUGAUCUUCCUCCGACAACCACUCCUCCUACCAGCCCAACAGAUACGCCGACGGGUCCCACGAUUACUGGAGGCAACGGCAACAAUACCGUGAUCACUACUCCAACCACUACACCAACCGAUACAACCAGCGACACGAGGACGACGCCUACUGAGACGGCCACCGAACCUCCGACAACAUUCCCUACAGUGACUCCGACCGUGACACCGUUCGUUGCGAAUCUGACGACCCCAGUUAUAACUCCUACGACUGACAAGUCCACGACCUCAGGGCCUCCUGUGAACACCGUCAAGCCAACUGGUACGGACUCGGCGACAGCCCUUGUUCCAGAUUCGAGCAUUAUCUCUGCCACGACCACUGCCCCCACCGAAACGUCCAAGUCAGCUUCAACGAGCGCUGCGGUCAUCCCCACAACACUCCCUCGAGUGAUUCAACCACAAGGUGGUGUGCCCGACGCGCCAGAAAACUCUACUUUGAUCCAGCUCGGGUUUGAUUACGGCCUCAACUAUGCCUUUGUGGUAUCGUCUCCCACGGCUGUGUCUCAGAUAUUCUCUUAUCUGCCCGUUGGUGUUUCCCAUGGAUUGGGCAUUGACCUUGAUCAAGUGGUAAUGCAGUAUCUCCAGCCUUACAACACUUUGAAUACCUUGAACUACAUUACCACUUUGGCCAUGGCGUACAUUCCCGCAGACAAAGUCGACACCCUCUCCUUGCAACUCCUGAACCCUAACUCCGAUCUCUACAACAAUCCAAACCCGUCUGUGGUGACUCUGAUGGGCAUGAUUGACCCCUCGAUUCCUGUUAUACCCGGGUCUCAAAUUGCCGGUGGAGGUACGCCCAUUAACUCGGCAAAUUCUGCCGCCACGACUUCCGACCAAAGCGGAACUCCCGAUGAUGGUACACCAGGUGGCUCCGAUUCUGGAAGCUCUCCCGUCCGGCCAUCUUCAGUGGGUAUCGCAGUUGGGGCCGUGGCUGGUGCCGCAGUCUAUGGAGCUGCCAUGUUCCUUGUUGCACGAAGGUACAAGAGAAGAAAGGCUGGCCACCAACGGUCAAGCAGCAUGCAAUCAGGCAAUCGUGGCAACCGUCCCGGUGAACAAUCGAACCUCAUGGUCGGCGCACGAGGUAGUUAUGGUACUCGAUUCGGUGGGAGGAAUUCCCGAACAAGUGACCGCAGCAAUUCUCAGCGCAGCGGGCGGACGUAUAUUAGUCCACCUGUGAUGGCUGAGAAUAGUUUGGGAUGGAACUAAUUGACAAGAUCUACCUUGUACAGCUGGAGAUGUGCGACCAACUGAUUGGAACUCAAUGCCCGCUCACGAAAGACACACCACACUCUGAUUUUCUACAUAGUCAUUCUCCUUUAUUUAUUGCCGGUUUGGCUUUUUUUGGAUACCUUGCAAAGACGUGGAGAGGAAAAAGGUGGAUUGGAGAAAUGCCAUUUUGAUUGAAGGUGCCCCAUGAUGUCAAAGAACAUGAAGACCCAAGGGAGAGGGAGAAGGUGGGAGCAGCAAAGAUCUUGUGAAUAUAGAGAAGUGAACCUGUCAUGCUGCCAGGCCGUCAUUUGAGAGUGCCGAGAAUCGACGCUGAGGACGUAGCAGUCGAGUCUGACAAUCCAGGCCUGAUUGGGGAGAGUGAGAUGGGAAAUAUAGGAGAGAGACAAUGGCAAUCUAUUUUAUUAUAA
Molecule: messenger RNA, 3613 nt
Organism: Cladophialophora immunda
Lineage: Eukaryota; Fungi; Ascomycota; Eurotiomycetes; Chaetothyriales; Herpotrichiellaceae
Exons: 2
Coding region: 855-3182 (775 amino acids)
Biological process (GO): establishment of cell polarity; hyperosmotic response; fungal-type cell wall organization
Cellular component (GO): plasma membrane; site of polarized growth; extracellular region
Molecular function (GO): osmosensor activity
Source: RefSeq, a predicted model, not a curated record